UGCUGGGACUUGGAGGGGCAGCCCAGCAGGGUGUGUGUGAAAGGCUGGAAGAAGAGUUCCCAUGGACAGCGGGGCCAUGUGCAAGCCCUGGGGAAUCGCCGUGACCCUGGGUCGCCCCCAAGAGCCGUGAGGACUGUGGAGAGAAGAGGCUCAUCAGCUGCUGGACAAAUCCUCAGGGCCAAUGGAGCCCCUUUAGGAUAGAUGCAUCCACAGGCUGAGAGCCAGCAGGAAGAGAACAAAGGCCUGGGAUGGAGCGGGGCUCUCCACAGCGCACCCCAUCUCUCCCCGCUCACUUAGCAACUUACUGGAUAGAAGAGCUGAGGGGUCUGAAGUAUACGCAUCGAGUACAGCACAGCACUCACACUGGUUGCUGUCAUCCUGUUGCCAGAGAAGGCACUGUCCCCACAAGCAGCACAGCACUCUGCAGCUCGAUCGUUUCCAGCUCUGGAGAGAUCUCCCUGGCUCACAAAAUCUCCUCAGUGGGGUCAGGACUGACUGUCUCCAAAAGACCCAGGGCUGCUUCCUUGACCCCAUAGUGGCAGCUCCAACAGCAGCAUCUGGCUGGGUUUGAAUAGCAGCCACUGGGCUCCGGACUUUCCUAGGGACUGGGCUGAAACCGAGGGGUUCUGGUGAUCAACACUGGGGUGCAGUAUCAUGUCUGCCAACAAAGGCUGGUGGGAGCCCUCUGAGGGUGAGGACAGUGUUUCUGGGAAGUUCCUGAGGAAGACCAGGGAGUCUCCGCUGGUGCCUAUAGGCUUGGGAGCCUGCUUGGUGGUGGCAGCGUACCGGAUUUACCGGCUGAAGGCUCGGGGUUCCACCAAAAUGUCCAUACAUCUCAUUCACACCCGAGUAGCAGCACAGGCCUGUGCCGUGGGUGCCAUCAUGCUAGGCGCUGUGUACACAAUGUACCGAGAUUACAGCAAGAGGACAGCGUCGGACGCUGGGGAGAAGUAGGACCACAGGACUCGGGCAGUCGGACCCCCAUGUCAAGCCCUGUGAACUCCUAAUAAAGCAGUCUUGAGGAAAAACAAGUCUCUUCUACAUGGGCAGAGAACAGAGAAAGGGGCCAGUGGUGGGGGCUGGUGACCCAGAGAAAAGGCUGGAAAUCAAAAUUUUCUGGCUCCCAACUCCAGGACAAGAAAGAUGCCCAAACAGCAGCAGUAGCCUGAAAAGGUACAGCAGGCCUCGGAGUCCGGCAACCCAACUGGCCUAUGCCACCUUGAGCCCCAUCCAGGGCAGCAUGUG
This is a messenger RNA of Ochotona princeps (American pika), 1245 nucleotides long. It is a transcript of the gene HIGD1B, whose product is annotated as HIG1 hypoxia inducible domain family member 1B. Gene Ontology annotation, cellular component: mitochondrion. Bases 655 to 954 code for a protein of 99 amino acids. Lineage: Eukaryota; Metazoa; Chordata; Mammalia; Lagomorpha; Ochotonidae. Gene Ontology annotation, biological process: mitochondrial respirasome assembly. The record is from RefSeq and is a predicted model, not a curated record. The transcript has 6 exons.